Messenger RNA from Coregonus sp. 'balchen', 6079 nucleotides. The record is from the annotation of a GenBank genome assembly. Lineage: Eukaryota; Metazoa; Chordata; Actinopteri; Salmoniformes; Salmonidae.
AUGAAGCUGUCUCCUCCUCUACCUCCUAAGAAGCUGAUGAUCUGUGUGCCUGUGGGAGCAGGGGGGAACAUGGAGCCUUCGGCCCUCACCUUCCAGAAGUGCCCCCCUCCCUCUCACCAUGUGGGGUCCCUUGGGGGCCACUCCCUACACUACGGGACCCUCCCUGUGCCCCUACACCCCCCCAGCCGCAUCAUAGAGGAACUCAAUAAGACCCUGGCCCUCACCAUGAAGCGAUACGAGAGGUGAGGACACAGUGUGUGUGUGUGUGUGUCCUUGCCUCCAUGUGUUUGAGUGCAUGUGUGUGCAUGAAAAAUAAUGUGGAUGCAGGGGUUCAUAAUACUGUAUAUACUGAGUGUACAAAACAUUAGGAACAACUGCUCUUUCCAUGACAGACUGACCAGGUGAAAGCUAUGACCCCUUAUUGAUGUCACUUCUUAAAUACACUUAAAUCAGUGUAGAUGAAGGGGAGGAGACAGGUUAAACAAGGAUUUUUAAGCCUUGAGACAACUGAGACAUGGAUUGUGUAUGUGUGCCAUUCAGAGGGUGAAUAGGCAAGACAAAAUAUUGAAAUGCCUUUGAACGGGGUAUGAUAGUAGGGAAAGGGGGAUACCUAGUCAGUUGUACAACUGAAUGCAUUUAACCCAACCCCUGUGCCAGGCACACUGGUUUGAGGGUGUCAAGAACUGCAAUUCUGCUGGGUUUUUCACGUUCAACAGUUUCCUGUGUAUAUCAAGAAUGGUCCACCACCCAAAGGACAUCCAGCCAACAUGACACAACUGUGGGAAGCAUUGGAGUCAACAUAGGCCAGCAUCCCUGUGGAACGCUUUCGACACCUUGUAGAGUCCAUGCCCCGACGAAUUGAAGGCAAAAGGGGGUGUAACUCAAUAUUUUGUACACUCAGUAUAUAUAUCCAGCCUGCCCUGUACUCCCUUCCCAUUGGCCCUGGCCUGUGCCUACACUACAGCAGUGUGAUGGAUUGUGGGAUAGAGUCGUUAAGUAGCUCGUUAAUCAUUUGACAAAACGUGUUCUAAUUAGUGGGGUUAAAUUGGGAGUAAAGAUGGAUGCCCGGGUCUAUGGGAGAGAGGAAAGAGGAGCACUGUUAGCAGACAGUCUGGCUUUAGAGAGUACGAUUUGCUGUUGGGAGGUCUUUGUGGAGGUCUCUGUCUCUUUGUGCCUUUGUGUCAACAGAGUAGAGAUAAGAGCCCUUCUUUCUAUCCCAGUGAAAGAUCGGCAAAAGGUCAGCUUUCUGAAGUCUGAUCAUAGGUUAUAGAAUGUAACCGAAAGGUUGCCGGUUCGAAUCCCCGGGCCGACUAGGUGAAAAAUGUGUCAAUGUGCCCUUGAGCAAGGCGCUUCACCCUAAUUGCUCCUGUAAGUCGCUCUGGAAAAGAGUGUCUGCUAAAUAACUAAAUUGUAAAUGUUAAAAUGUUUCUGUUUGUGUGGAAUCCAAUACCACAAUCCUCUAGGCAGCAUUUGAAACGUCUGGUCAGUCAUACACAUCUCAGUAGAGCGACCAUUUAAUUUUAACCUCCUCUGGCUGUUGUUGAGUUCAGCUUUGGAUAAAGAGCUGCACUAGUUCCCAGAGCCUUACCUUAACUUUACCUCUCUGGGUGUAUGUGUAUCAUGGGCUGGUGUCUAACCAGUUUAGACCAAUUUAGAGCACCACCAGAAACACAGACACUCACACACACACAAUCUCCAUCAGUCUACAGACACAUCACACAAGGGGAAAACGCUUUGAAAUUGACCCCAACACUCCGUGACUCCGUGACUGCAGUACCAGAUUGACCCCCCCAUGAUCCAUCACACUGAUUGGUGGGCCGUCCAGGGUGUUGAUUUCCUGUCAGUCAGCUGUACUCCCGGGAUACAAUUAUUUCCUCCUUCCUUUCCUCUCCUUUUUUCUCCCCCUUUCAUUUUUCUGUUUGGUCUCAAGCACAACAUGGUUAUAGGUAUCCUAGUCUUUUUAAAGUCUUUAUUUUUUUUACUCUAUUGCUGCCUGAAUUUGUCUAAAUGUGAUGUUAGUUUGUAAAAGCAACAGGAAUAAUUAUUCUCCAGUAUGAGAGCUCCACAGUUACUAGAUUGCUGCUUAUUUUCCUGUCUGCUCCUGUGCUGUUUUCCUGAUUGGGGAAUGCUGCUAGUUUCUGAUUGGUCUGCAGUUUGUUUUUGCUGGGCUCAUGUCUCCCUUAUGGUUGAGUCAGGCCGUUUUCUACAGUGUUUCAGUCUUGUUUUGUCAGUUGAGUUGAGGUGCCGUUUACAAUUGGCUGUUUUACGUUUCUUUCAUAACAACUUAUGGUGGAAAUAUAACCUGACGUUACCUUACUACUCCUGUCUUUCUAACACCACCCACGCAAGCCCACCAUCUCUCGCUAACCUUUGACCUUUCUCACUGACCUCAGCUCCCUGCACCACGUGGUUCCCACGGUGAUGAUAGCAUGUGACGACAACAAAGAGAACCUCUCCAACGAAGAAGACUACCAAGACAUACCUGGGUCGUACAGGGACGAGGAGGAGGAGGAGGAAGAAGAGGAGGAUGAAGAUGACGAUGAAACACUGUUUACAAGUAAGUGUUUGUAUAUCCAUAGGUUUGGGACUGGAGUGGCUGUUUGGUCUCUGCUUAGUGGCCAUUCUUCCAAGUAACAGCCUCAAUGGCUACUGGGAUAUGUAGUUUAAGAGCUCUCCUUUCAUUGGACCCCUCCAUUAAGAGCUGUGAAUCCCAUUGGUUCGCCUCCCUGAUUUGAGUGUUGAACGUGACCAAUCAAAGCACCGAGGUGACAGUGGUGUGUGAAUGAGAGCUGUUGCGUAACCUCUGUCUUUUAUGUCAUGAAACACACACACGCUGGCUGGUCCUCAGGUCCCAAGUUCCAGUAGUUCCCUUCACUCUGUUCCCUUCAGCAGUUGUGUGAAUUAUUGAUUUGCGGCCCAUUAUACUUAUGAAGUAUUUCUACACACACACCUCCCUCUCUGUAAUCUGGUUAACAGAGGAGUGAGUUGGAAACAGUAAACACACACACCUCUCUCCUCUCUGUAAUCUGGUCCUCUGUAGCUCAGCUGGUAGAGCACGGCGCUUGUAACGCCAAGGUAGUGGGUUCAAUCCCCGGGACCACCCAUACACAAAAAAUGUAUGCACGCAUGACUGUAAGUCGCUUUGGAUAAAAGCGUCUGCUAAAUGGCAUAUUAUUAUUAUUAUAUUAUCUGGUUAUGUAAACAGAGGAGUGGGUUGGAAACAGUAAACACACACACUCCCAUCCUGUAGCGCUCACUGGAGAGGGUAACCGUUGUGACAGUUUAAUUGCUAGUGCAUGAGUUAGCUACUGUGGUGUUAGUAACUCAAUUUUAUAAACAUUUAAUGGACAAUAAAGUUUACUUUACUUAUCUUAUUCUGUCCUCUCCAACAACCAAUUUGUCCGUGUGUGUGUAGGUACCCUGGCUCUGAAGGUAUUGAGGAAGGACUCCUUGGCCAUUAAGAUCAGUAACCGUCCGUCUGUGAGAGAGCUGGAGGAGAAGAACAUCCUGCCCAGACAGUCAGACCAGGAAAGACUGGAGUUCAGGCAGCAGAUAGGCACCAAGCUCACACGGUGAGACACACACCCUCCCUAUAGCAAUGGCUAGGAGGGCACUUGGUGCCUGUAUAGAAACACACGAGACCUGGGGGAGAGGAUACCUGGGGGAGUGGAGACCAGGGGGAGACGUGACCUGGGGGAGAGGAAACCUGUGGGAGUGGGAGACGUGACCUGUGAGAGACGUGACCUGGGGGAGAGGAGACCUGGGGGAGACAUGACCUGGGGGGGGGGGGACAUGACCUGGGGGGGGGGACGUGACCUGGGGGAGACGUGACCUGGGGAGAGGAGAUGAGACGCGAGGAAGUAAGAAAGGGGAGAGGGACGGAGGAUGGAAGGAAACGGAUGAGAGGGAGAGUAAAAGAGAGCCUGUCACAUUAUUAUCUUGAAUAUGUCAGUGAGAGGGCAGACAGCUUCAAGUGGGAUUUUACCUUCACAGAGUACAGAACAUAAAUGCAGGAGGGAUGUGGCAAUACAGGAAUUCACAAACAAUUUCCUUCCUUUCUUUCGCCUCCCACUUUCAUUUGUUACACUCAUGCUUCUUGCCUCCUCCCUCUCUUCCUUCUCCUUCCUCCCUCCCCUCUCUCAAUUUUUCUUCUCUCUCAUUCCCCCCUCCCACCAUCUCAUUCCCUCCCUCUCCUUGCUGAAUGAAUCACUGUGUCAGACUAUUGAGGUGGUAAGUAAAUACAUAUAAAUCUGAGGGAGUCAUGGCUCACAGAGGAGACUGCUCUGAGGUCAGAAAAUAAAACACAAUAGAACAAAACACAAUAAAAUACGUUAGGAAAUGGUCCUGACUGACUCUAGUUCUAUUUCCUCAGGAGGUUGAGUCAACGGCCAACUGCAGAGGAGCUGGUGACUGACUCUAGUUCUAUUUCCUCAGGAGGUUGAGUCAACGGCCAACUACAGAGGAGCUGGUGACUGACUCUAGUUCUAUUUCCUCAGGAGGUUGAGUCAACGGCCAACUACAGAGGAGCUGGUGACUGACUCUAGUUCUAUUUUCUCAGGAGGUUGAGUCAACGGCCAACUGCAGAGGAGCUGGUGACUGACUCUAGUUCUAUUUUCUCAGGAGGUUGAGUCAACGGCCAACUACAGAGGAGCUGGUGACUGACUCUAGUUCUAUUUUCUCAGGAGGUUGAAUCAACGGCCAACUACAGAGGAGCUGGUGACUGACUCUAGUUCUAUUUUCUCAGGAGGUUGAAUCAACGGCCAACUACAGAGGAGCUGGUGACUGACUCUAGUUCUAUUUUCUCAGGAGGUUGAGUCAACGGCCAACUACAGAGGAGCUGGUGACUGACUCUAGUUCUAUUUUCUCAGGAGGUUGAGUCAACGGCCAACUACAGAGGAGCUGGAACAGAGAAACAUACUCAAACGUAAGUAGAACAGACUAGAUAGGCAGAAGACACAUUUCCAGUUUCUCACAAAAUGGACAAUAAAGUGACUUCUCUAUUUUGUUUUAUUCCAUUCUAACCUGUCCCUCCCUCUCUCAGCACGCAAUGAGCUGGAGGAGCUGGAUGAGAUGAGAGAGCUCAAGAAACGCCUGUCUAGAAAGGUGAGAGAGGGGAGGAGGAGGAGGGUGAGAGAGGGGAAUAGGGUAUCACUUUCCAUUAGAUGGCAGUCUAUUUGAAAUAUGAUAACUUGAUGUCAUAACAGGUAAUGCUAUCUCAUCCUCUGUUGUGUAACAUAAGCCGUGUGUGUGUGUGUGUGUGUGUCUGUGUGUGUGUAUAUAUCUCUAACGGUUGUGUGUGUGUCUAUAUCUCUAACAGUUUGGAUGAUUGCCUGCGAGGCCAUCUUUGUCUUUCGGUUGAGGACAGCUACCACAAUAAUCCAGAUCUGCUGCCCCCGAGACCCUCAGUCACCACACACACACACCUGCACACACUCUGACAACCCUUUUCUCCCGUCUCCAGUUGAGUCAGAGGCCUACAGUGGAGGAGCUGAGGGAUGCUAAGAUCCUGACCCGCUUCAGUGACUAUGUAGAGGUAGCUGACGCCCAGGACUACGACAGGAGAGCAGACAAACCGUGGACGCGACUCACAGCUGCUGAUAAGGUAAUAACACUCACAAGCAGGUGCUCACACCGCACACACAUAUACACUCACACACAUAUACACUCACACACAAACACUUUAUUCACUCACACACAUACACAAAUGCAGUCAUGCGUAUAUACAUGCGUGUUUUCUCUGACUGAUCUCCGGUUCUGUUUGUCCCUCGUAGGCUGCCAUACGUAAAGAACUCAAUGAAUUUAAAAGCACAGAGAUGGAAGUGCAUGAGGGUAGUCGCCAUCUAACCAGGUAUGUCACAGCCAUACUACACUCUGCAACACAACACAGAGACACUUGCCCAUACUUCAAGCAGUGUAUACAGUAACUAAUUAUCUCUCUCCCUCUCUCUGUCCUGUAGGUUUCAUCGACCAUAGUUAUUCUUAUGCCAUCUUUUACAAGAACCUCAAGUGCUGGACCUCAAAACUGCUGCCUCUGUGUACCACACCACACCCCUCCCCUUCCAGACCAGAACUACACUAG